AUGCAAUUAGGUCGUAUCUCACUACAAUCACGGCAGCCUUCGGCUUGGCGUAUAAGCCGUAGUAAUCUGGAUAAUACAGCAACAUAUACUCUACCUGUCAGACAAUCCGUUGAUAGUCGUGGCUAUCAACAUAUUCCGUUGCGUAAGAAUAUUCCUCAACGGGUUUCUCGUGUCUCACUUUCUGAAAGGCAAUCUCAAGCAUAUCGAUCAUCUGUUCAUAAUCCAUGGGUUCGUAAUGCGAGCGAUCAGCAGAGUCCUUCGUCGAUAACAUCUGAAUCACCAACAUUGCGAGAUAAUUUUGGAUCUCUAUUUCAUAAGCAGAAUGAUUCUGGCAAGACAAGAAAUCGACAAAAAACAAAUCGUCUUCGAAAAGCUUUUCUACUUAUAUGUGGUUGUCUUGUACUUCCAUUUUUACUAGCGCUUCUACUUGCUUUACUUCUUGGAUUUCUUUAUCAUCCACAGUCUUCCAAAACAACUAUUGGUGUAACUUUUACCACUACAACAUCAACAACAUCAACAACAUCGACAACAACGAGCACAACAACUGUGACUACGACGACAACAACAGAAAGUACGACGACUACAACAGGUGAAUAUCAAAAUGUAUUAUCAUUACUACACAUUAUUCAUUUUAUUUUUUACUUUUCAGUAACACAAACAACGACGACGAGUACCAGUACAGCUACGACUACAAGUACAACAAUCACGACAAGUACUACAAGUACAACAACCACAACAACAUCUUCAUCAACAACUACAACAACAACAAUAACAACGACGACAACGAUGACAACAACAACAACAUUUAACUGUGCGUCCACUAUUAAUUCAACUUUAGAGUCAUAUGGAAGGUCCGAUUGUGCAAGAGACCAUUGGCAUACAUUUUCAAACAGCUUUGUCGCAUCAUAUACUGGUAUAAGUACACUCGUAUUUUCCUUCACUUCUAUCAGCGGUGCCACUGUGUACUUAACCAAUAUCAUAGUAAAUGAUACUAGUAACAUUCAACUACUUAACAAUGGAGAUUUCUCUGCGUCAUCUGGAUCAACACCAACGAAUUGGCUUAAAUGUGCCGAUUUUGGACAAGUUUAUUCUUCAUGUGCUGUCGCGACUUCCAGUGCAUGUUAUACCAUCCCAACUCAGGGUGGUUUUAUUUCACAAUCGUUCUCAGUCGUAUCUGGUACACAUUAUACCGUUCAAUUUGAUCUCUAUCAUCAUUCUUUUUCUGGGAAUAGUGGUACAUUUACAUUGGAUGUCGCUGCUGUCUGA
Molecule: messenger RNA, 1266 nt
Organism: Adineta steineri
Lineage: Eukaryota; Metazoa; Rotifera; Eurotatoria; Adinetida; Adinetidae
Source: the annotation of a GenBank genome assembly